AUGGCAGAUAUAGCCUUCGAUCAUAUAACUCAGGAGGUUAGGGGUACUGUAUAUCCGGGUAAGCUUCGACUCAAAGAAGAUGAGUUUAUGUAUAAAAACGAAAAGACUGGAAAGGUGGAUCACUUCUCUCGGUCAGAUAUAGAGUCAGCCCAAUGGAUAGUCCGUGCUACUGGUUUAGGAUUAAGCAUAAAGUUAAAAAAUAACUCUUUGCAUCGGUAUGAUGGUUUUGGUGAAAUCGAAGCGGAAAAGGUCGGGAGCUUUUUCAAGAAGUAUUUUGACGUUGAAAUUGUAAAGCGUGAACUGUGCUACAAAGGCUACAAUUGGGGAGACGUGGAUUUCGAUGGCGAUGUUCUCGAGUUUUCAGUUAAAAACGCCAUGGCUUUUGAGGUUCCUUUAAGCAAUGUUGCAAAUGCUGUUUUGAACAAAAACGAGAUUAUUUUCGAAUUUCACCUAAAUGAUGAAGCUGAAGUUUGCUUAUCUGAAAUGCGUCUGUACACUCCGGGAACUGAAGCUGAUAGGGAAGGCAAAGCCCCUUCUAUAUAUUCCAAGGUUACUCAAAAGGCAGAUAUUAUUCAGGUUACGGGAGAUUUCUUGGUCGAAUUCAAACAGUUGCAGUGUCUUCAACCUCGUGGCCGUUAUGAUGUUAAAUUAUAUCCAAGUUUUAUCCAUUUGCAUGGCAAGUCUUACGACUUUAAAGUCCCAAAGAAUACUAUUACUCGGUUGAUGGUGCUUCCUCAUCCCGAUAAUCGGCAGAUAUUCUUUGCAGUUCAACUUGAUCCACCGAUCAAACAUGGUCAAACCAGAUAUCAUUUUGUGAUUUCCCUUUUCGACAAGGAUGCGCACAUAAACUUGGAAAUGGCUGCGACAGAAGACUGGCUUCAGGAGCAGUUCAAUGGAAAAUUAACUCGAAAUAUUUCAGGACCUGAAUAUGAAGUUGUAGCUCGCGUGUUCAAGGUUCUAUUUGAUCAGAAAGUUACAGUCCCAGGAAGCUUCUCUGCAAAAGGCGGUGGUUGUGCAGUUGCAUGCAGUUAUAAAGCGUCUGUUGGUUUGUUGUAUCCAUUAGAGAGAGGUUUUACAUUCGUUCCUCGUCCUCCAAUUUCUAUACGUUUCGAUGAAAUAGUAGCUGUACAAUUUUCCCGUGGGACGGGUGCUCAAAGGUCUUUUGAUUUUGAGGUGGAAACUCGUAAUGGUUUAACGCAUACAUUCACUUCUAUCGAAAGAGAUGAAUAUCAUCAUUUGUACGAUUUUGUAACUGCUAAAAAACUUCGUGUUAAAAAUAUCAGUUCAGAAAACAAAACUACUAAUCCUGGUGAUGACGUUUGGUCAUCAUCUGAUGAAUCACAUGAUGCUUACAUGGAGAAGGUAAAGACAGAAGCUCGAGAACGAACAACUGAAAUGGAUGAUGAAGAUGACGACGAUGAAGAUGAUGAAGAUUUCAAACCACCGGAAUCUGAUGGUUCUGAACUUGCAGAAGAAUAUGAUAGUAAUGUUCAAACAACAACAAGUGAAGAUGAAUCUGGAGACAACGAUGAUGAUGAUGAUUCGGAGGAGAACAAAAGUAACACUAGUAGUAAGAAUACUACUACACACAAGAAAAAAGAUAAACGAGACAAUGAUAGUGAUGGAUAUGAAGACAGCUUGUCAAGUGUCAGCAGUACUAGUGAACCUAAACCAAAACAAAAAAAAUUGAAAGAAGAACCAAAGAAAUCAACAACUAAACCCCGUAAAGAUGAAGCAAAACGACAAACAACAAAAAAGCAAAAAAAACCUAAAGAUCCUAAUGCACCAACUCGUCCACUUUCUGCUUAUUUCUUAUGGUUUAAUGAGAAUAGAGAGAAAAUUGCAAAAAGUUUAGAUGGACAAAAUUCUGUUGCUGAAGUAGCUAAAGCUGCUGGAGAGAUUUGGCGAAAUAUGGAUAGUACAGUAAAAUCAGGUUAUCAAUCAAGAGUUGAUGAAUUAAAAAAGAAAUAUCAAGAAGAUUUACGUAUAUAUCAAUCAAAUUUAGCGUCUUCUAAAGAACCAGAUUUAUCACCAGAUUCUAGUAGUUAA
Schistosoma intercalatum is the source of this 2049-nucleotide messenger RNA. Lineage: Eukaryota; Metazoa; Platyhelminthes; Trematoda; Strigeidida; Schistosomatidae. The record is from the annotation of a GenBank genome assembly.